Trypanosoma conorhini is the source of this 357-nucleotide messenger RNA. Its product is annotated as protein kinase. The annotation marks the transcript as partial. The record is from RefSeq and is a predicted model, not a curated record. The transcript has a single exon. Lineage: Eukaryota; Euglenozoa; Kinetoplastea; Trypanosomatida; Trypanosomatidae.
AUGGCGUCCUUCGCCGCCCGCUCGGCCGUACUGUCCUCGUUGCCGUGCCUCUCCACCGUGACGAACAUGACCGAAAGGGGGGGGCACUACCGUUUCGUCGCUGGUGGAGGCGCGAAGCCGGGGGCCGCCGCCGCCCUCCCGCCGGCAUCGACCCCGCACACGCAGGAGCACGCCCACCGCCCGUGCGUGGAGGAACGAGCGCUAACGCGCCGCUCCGGCAGCAAGCGGGACCGCGAGACCGCCGCCGCCACAGACGUCGGCUACUCCAAGGAGGAGCAUAAGGCGGCCACGCGGCGAGCAGCGGACCGCGCAGAAGACACCUCAGCGCCCGCCCGGAAGCACCCAAAAGUGACGUAC